Molecule: messenger RNA, 984 nt
Organism: Penicillium alfredii
Lineage: Eukaryota; Fungi; Ascomycota; Eurotiomycetes; Eurotiales; Aspergillaceae
Product: DUF1183 domain protein
Exons: 1
Coding region: 1-984 (327 amino acids)
Biological process (GO): regulation of store-operated calcium entry
Cellular component (GO): endoplasmic reticulum membrane
Source: RefSeq, a predicted model, not a curated record
AUGCUCCAACAAAUGCGCAGUCUGUCUGUGGUCGCCCUUGCGGCCCUCCUCUUCCUCUCGCCGGUAUCAUGCACCACUUCGUCGCAAAAGCCACCAGGCGAAAAUGCCAUCCUUCUAUCCAAGGUACAAACCUUGACUCUCCGCGGAAACCGCAUGACCAGCUCGCGCCGCGUCUCGCCAAUUCCCCAGCUCAAGUGCAUUGGCCCCUCGAAGAAAGUAUGCGAUCUAUACCCAAUCGAAACGAUGCGCUGCACGAAUCAAGGCUACGACUACGACGAAGAAGACGUCCAGUGGACCUGCACGGCAUCGCUACCACCCGAGCUCAAGCUUGGUGCCACGGACGUCGUGUGUGAAGGAUAUCGGAAUGCAGAUGAUAAGUGGGUGCUCAAAGGCAGCUGUGGGGUGGAGUAUCGGCUGCUGUUGACGGAGAAGGGAGAGGAGAGAUUUGGGAAAGCCUACGGGAACUCAGACUGGUCUUUAGGGAACCUGGGCAGAAAAGUGUCUGGGGAUGGCUACCGAAAGGUGCUGGCCAUUCUGGGAGACUUGAUCUUCUUCGGGUUCGUGGCUGUCGUCUUCGUCCUGGUCUUGUGGCCUAUGCUUGCUGAUUGUUUCGGCCUGCGAAGAGGCCAGAGGCGCCGAGGCAUGGGGCGUCGACCGGGAGGAUUCUGGGGAGGUGGUGAUGACGACGACUAUCCAGGCCCCCCACCCCCGUACAGCAGGUACGCUGAUAGCUAUAAGCCUGCGUUUGGAGGUCGGCAAUCCGGACAAGGCUGGGGACCGGGUUUCUGGACAGGGGCGCUUGGUGGUGCGGCGGCGGGCUACGGGAUCGGCAGACGUGCCGGCAGUGGAAAUGGUUCUUCGCAACGGGGCGCAUCCUUCGGCGGAUUCAAUGGUUCUGACCCAGGUGAAGGUAGCUCGCGGUCUGCACCGCAAUUUUCAUCCACGACGUCCAGCACCGGGUUCGGAUCGACACGGCGUCGGUGA